Messenger RNA from Solanum dulcamara, 1249 nucleotides. Its product is annotated as plasmodesmata-located protein 7-like. Gene Ontology annotation, cellular component: plasmodesma. The record is from RefSeq and is a predicted model, not a curated record. The transcript has 3 exons. Lineage: Eukaryota; Viridiplantae; Streptophyta; Magnoliopsida; Solanales; Solanaceae. Bases 63 to 914 code for a protein of 283 amino acids.
CAUAACUCAAACUCUCUCACAUUCAUAUAGCUAUAGAGUGCUCUAAUAAUUUGCUCAAGAAAAUGGUUAAAAUUCUCCAUUUUCUUCUCAUUUUCAUGUAUAUUUUCUUUUCUUUCUUCUUUCCUCAAAUUUCCUCUGAUUCAUCUGUUGACGGAUUUAUUUAUGGUGGUUGCUCACAAAUAAAAUAUACGCCCGGUUCGCCUUACGAGUCGAAUCUCAACUCGCUACUCACAUCUCUAGUCAACUCAGCAACUUACUCAUCGUACAACAAAUAUAGUAUAGUGGGGUCCACCCAGCAAGACACGAUCAACGGUCUAUAUCAAUGCCGAGGCGAUUUAUCCAUGCCGGAUUGCGCCACGUGUCUAGCACGCUCGGUGAGUCAACUCACCGAGUUGUGUCCACAGACAUGUGGUGGAGCUCUACAAUUACAAGGGUGUUUCGUGAAAUACGAUAACUUCUCCUUUUUGGGCUUGGAAGAUAAAGAUGUGGUGAUGAAGAAAUGUGGGCCGUCUAAUGGGUUUGAUUUAGAUGAAAUGGGCCGAAGGGAUAGUGUUUUGGGAAGCCUAAUGGGUGGUAAUGGGCUUUAUCGGGUUGGUGGGUCGGAAGAUGUACAAGGUAUGGCCCAAUGUGUGGGUGAUUUGAGUAUGGCCCAAUGUCAAGAUUGUUUAUCGGAGGCGAUCGGACGGUUGAAAAAAGAGUGUGGUGGUGGUGUUUAUGGUGACAUGUUUUUGGGAAAAUGUUAUGCUAGGUAUACAACUAAGGGAGCUCAUCUAUAUGAUAUACCUAAUCAUCAUGAUUCCCAUAGUGAAAGUGAGAAGACAUUUGCACUUAUUAUUGGAUUAUUAGCUGGGGCUGCUCUUCUCAUCAUUUUCUUAACUUUCAUGAGAAGAAUAUGUGGAAGAAAUGGUAAAUAAUAAAUUGUAAAUGAAUUCUACAAAUUUGAUAUGCUUUUGCUGGCCUUUUACUUCAUGUCUACAUCAACUUGUCCUUCUCUUUUCUUUUUAUGUAUUUAGUCUUUUUAGAAAGAGAUUUAUUUUAUAUUAUUUUUAAUUGAAAAGGAGAUUUCUAAGUGAAGAACUCUAGGGGUGUGUAAUAUCAAAAAAUAAAAAAGCAUUGUAAAGGGAAAAAGAAAAGCCUAAGAUUCCACUCUUCACUUUGAUGUAAAGAAAUUUGCUUUUGCUUAUUAGUGAAUGUUGUAAUAAUUGGAUACUUUCGCAUGUGAAUGUUGGAUAAUUAUGAAUUAUUACUA